This is a messenger RNA of Diplodia corticola, 3819 nucleotides long. Its product is annotated as brct domain-containing protein. The transcript has a single exon. The record is from RefSeq and is a predicted model, not a curated record. Bases 1 to 3819 code for a protein of 1272 amino acids. Gene Ontology annotation, biological process: mitotic cell cycle. Lineage: Eukaryota; Fungi; Ascomycota; Dothideomycetes; Botryosphaeriales; Botryosphaeriaceae.
AUGGUCGCCACUCGCGCGCAGAGAGCACAGACCAAGGACGAGCCCGCCGUUCCCAAGAAAGGCGCUCUAAGAGAGCCCGCUCGCCGCGGCAAGAAGGCCGAAGCCGAGACGCCUGCGCCUGCCCGGAAGCCCACGCGCGGCCAGCCGACAACGGCAAAAAAGACUGCCGCAUCCGCCGUUGCGACGCCAACCGCAAAGUCAGCUGCGCCCUCCACGCGCCGGACACGCGGAAAAGAUGCCGUCGCGCCUGAGAAUACCGACCCCGCCCAUGAACCCGACGCCGACCAAGACUCCGCAACAUCCGCUCCUGUGAAGGCUACCAGGAAGACUGCGACCAAGCCUGCGCCGAAGCAGACAACAGCAACAACCCGCAAGCGAUCCGCGAAGGACAUCGAGCCCGAAACCGCCCGUCCGGCCAAGAGACAAACGCGGUCUCGCCUCACCGAGGAGCCCGAAGAAGCUACACAAACCCACACCAUGGAAGACGAAUCGAAGAAGGCACCUGUCGCGGCUCGGGCGACACGCGCGACCCGCGGCACCAAGGCAUCCGAGUCACGCUCUACAGCCGCAGUCAAGCCUUUGGCCCAGCGCAUUACCGUCAAUGCUAAGAAGCCGACACGCAAGGCAAAGGCCGACGUGUCUGAGCCUCCUGCUCCCGAGGUCCAGAUGGAGGAUGUCGAAGAGGCGCCUGCUCCAGACUCGCUAAGGUCGACAAGAAAGUCUUCAAGACGGGCUGCGAGCGAAGAGCCGCAGGAACCCACUUCGGAUGCGCCAGUGGAGCCUACCCCUGCAAAGUCGGCCAAGAGAUCGACGAGGAAGAAGGUUUUGGACGAGGUUCCUGAAGUCCCGGCAGAGGAUGUGGAGGCGGAGAACGAGCAACCCGCUCCUGCAACCCCGAGUAAGUCGACCAAGGAGGAAUCGGAGAAGCCUGCGGAGGAAGAGGUAAACAAGGCCGAGGAGCUCAAUAACGAGCCCGUCGCUGAGGAACAACACCAAGUCUCCACCCCAGUCCAGACGCCCGCGGCCCCUCAGCACCAACCAGAGACUCCGGCAAAGCCGACACCCGCUCCACCAAAGUCAAUCCUUAAAACAGCUCGCUCAGCGGCAAAAGAGAACGUCCCUCCCAGGACUCCUGGUCCUGCUCACUAUGCGACUGCUCUGCCAUUCGCCGAGGAGGCUACUCCAUUUUUCAGACCCGAACACGCUCCGAGCACCGUCAGCUUGCAAGCCAGGACCCCGGGUUUGAACAAGUCUUUGCUUCAUGAGACGCCCCGCAGGGCACCCAUCGCUACUCCGUUCAAGCUUCAUCCCACCAUGUCAGCGGUGAAGCCAAUGCUUGAAACAAACUCUGGCAGCAUCCUCAACAGCCCUGCGAAGAAGGGCCCACUUGGUGCAUCCACGCAUGGAAUGACGCCCAUGAGGCCGACAGCUGCGAAGCCAGAGUCCAAGAGCUCGCUUCUUCAGACACCUGCGAAGAAGGGCUUAAUGCUUCCCCCCUCUACUGCUCCAGUCAACAGGCAAGGUUUCCAGCCGACUCAAGCAAAGUCGUCUCUUCUUCAGACUUGCCCCCGCAAGAUAGCCCUACCAGGCCUCCUUCCCAAGUCUUCUAUGACCUCUCCAUCGAAGGCGGAUGAAGGCAAGAUGGGAUCUUCUCUUCUGUCUGCCACGCCACGCAAGGGCUACAUCGAGCCGCCGACUCAACCUGCCUUUGGAACCAGCGUUCAGGAUUUCGCGACUCAGGCGCAGAAUUCCGUGCUAGCAGCUGAGCCUCGCCGCUGGAACACGCCCGCGAGGACUCCUGCUCAGCGUUUCGCUACCCCCGGCAAGACUCCUGCCAAAUCUCUUGUAGAUGCCGAUGCGGGCAGCCCCACACCUGUCAAGAAGACCCCUGCUGGUCUGAAGGACGUCAACUCCGCCAUCAAGUUGCUCCACGCGGCGUCGCCUGCCAUGCCACCGGCUACGCCGACGGAGCAGUUUGUUCAGGGUGUCAUCGACAAGAUCGACCAGAGCAUGUCGGAGUCGGAAAGCGUCCAACAAGAGUCCUCAAGAGCUCAGAGCCAGGAGAUUGAAGUCGCCAGGUCCACUGAGGAGCCGGAAUCCCAGCAUGAUCAGGAUGACAUCGCUGCGGACUUGGAGCUCCAACACCCUGUUGCCGAGGAGAUGGAGCCAUGCGUUUCUCCUACCGAUUUGAUCAUGUCUGGCAGCGAGACCCCAGUGGGAUCUCCGCGCGCUGAGCCCGCAGAAGACUGUGUUGCCAUGGAGGAGGAGCACAUUGAUGUCCCCAUGCAGGACGCUGCGCCCGCGGAUGAUGCCGAGCUCAAUGAGGCCACUGAGUUUGUUCAGGAUGCUGCUCCUCAUAUGGAGCAGCCUAUCUCUGAGGAGCCGAAUGCUGUCGAGCAUCACCACGAAGACUAUGUCGAGGUUACCCCUGCUCGCUCUGAGAUUCAGUUCAUCGAAGAUGUACACGACGUCGAGGAGGCGGCGCCUGAGCACGAACCCGAGGUCCAGCCUGCCGAGUUUGCUUCGGAAAUCAUCCAUGCCGAGGAGGAGCAGGCUGAGGAGCAGGCCGUGGAACCCACCAUUUUUGAGCAUACCACGAUGGUCCAAGAAGAAAUUGUAGUAGAGACUCGGGAGACUCCCGCUCCCGAAGUUCUUGCAAGGCCUUCAACCCCUACAAUGGAGGAGCAAUAUACUGCUGCUAUUGCCAAGGACAAGGCUAAGACCGAGCGUCGCGCUCGCCACAAGCGCCUUUCUAUGGCCAUCGAGCUGGAGAGUUCCAUCAAGAAGCCGAGGCAGAGCUUGGCUUUCAUCCCUUCCCUCACUCCGGCCAAGUCUUCCCUACGCUCGCCCUUCAAGAAGCCCUUCGGAUCUCCCAAGAAGUCCGUUGCUUGGGCGACUGAGCCUAUCCAGGCCAAGAUCAUUGAGGAGUCUCAGCAGCCGCAGACUCCCAAAAAGGUCGACGCCGAUCUUGAAGCCAACAUCCCCCAUCCCGACAACGGGCUGUUGACCGGCACCGCUUUCUUCGUCGAUGUCCGCACUGCUGAGGGCGAAGAUGCUGGCGACCUUUUCAUCCCUCUCCUCGAGGAGAUGGGCGCUAAGAUCGUCAAUGAAUGGAACGGCAUCGACGAAAGCAUCAGCCACGUUCUAUUCAAGGAUGGUGCUGUAGAGACUCUUGAGAAGAUCGCCGCUGCCAACAGCGCCGUGCAGGCCGUCAACAUCGGCUGGGUCCUCGAUUGCGAACGCUUCAACAAGCGCGUCGCCGAGGAAGACUACCAGAUCGAAGUUUCCCGCCUUCUGGGCAACAACAGCCCCCUCCGCACCCUCUUCGCCCUGAGCGCCGCCAACACCCCGGCCCGCGCCACCCCCGCCAAAUCCGCCUUCGGCACGCCCUUCGCCCUCAUGAGCCUCACCCCCAAGGGCAAGCCCACCCUCAGCCCCUUCGCCGACAUCACCACCACCACCCCGAAGCCCGCCUCCACCGCCACCCCCAUCGAGAUGGACAAGGAAAACACGCCUCCCACGCAGCUCCUCCUGUUCAAGACCCCGACCAAGGCCUCCCCGUCCGUCACCGUCACCGCCGUCGGCGCGGGCGAGUUCUCGCCCUCGACGCCGUACUUCCUGCACGCGGAGAACAUCACGCAGAAGACGUGCCCGCCGAAGCAGAGCAACAGGGGUCUGUUUGACCGUGCCGCCGCCGCCUCCACGACGGCGGAUGGCGACGGCAAGGCGCCGUUGGCCGUCACGCCGUUCAGGCAGAAGAUGUUGCUUGCCAGGCGCAGUUUGAGCCCGGCGGCUUUUGGGAGGGCGCGGGGGAUUUAG